Molecule: messenger RNA, 4032 nt
Organism: Thunnus maccoyii (southern bluefin tuna)
Lineage: Eukaryota; Metazoa; Chordata; Actinopteri; Scombriformes; Scombridae
Gene: phactr1
Product: phosphatase and actin regulator 1
Exons: 13
Coding region: 342-2159 (605 amino acids)
Biological process (GO): cell motility; stress fiber assembly
Molecular function (GO): actin binding
Source: RefSeq, a predicted model, not a curated record
AGUUAUUCCCCUUUUUUGCUGGGGACCCCCUGGAGCCCCCUCAAGGACCACUGGGGGUCCACGGACCCCACUUUGAGAACCACUGGAGAAGAGGACACUGGGGGAGGAAAAAUAGUUAAUUUACAAUAAAUUUUAACUUAACUAUAUGUGGUUCAAAAGGUCACUCUGAUUGGCCACAGCUUAUUGCCCUGUCAGAGGGCUUUUAUUUUGUAAGUUGGGAGCGGAAGUGGUAGUUUUAUUCUGGGAGGUUGUCAUUGGUGGACACAGAGAUGCAAACCAUUUAAAAUCCCCCUCCACGGAGCAGAGGGCGAGAGGGUCCAGCCCUGCAGUCCAGCGCAAACAUGGCGGGUCGUGGAGGCGACGUGAUGAGUUCACGGUCCGACUCCAGAUCUGCCACCGACCCCCCGUCCUCACCGGCGGCCGCGUCCGAGGAGCAGAAGCCGAGGAAGAGGAGGAGAGCGUUCUGCCUGGCCAGGAUGAAGACGUCCCGUAACAGCUCCGGGAAACAGCUCCAGCAUCAGCCCGCCGCAAACAACAACAACACGCCGUUUAUGAUCCACUGCCAGAUCGGCAAAGAGAUCAAACACAUCUGCAGCAACUGCCGAGGAGCCGAACCGCUGGACGCUGAGGAAGUGGAGAGGCUGGCGGCCAUGCGCUCUGAUUCGCUGGUACCGGGCACUCACACGCCUCCCAUCCGACGGCGGAGCAAAUUCGCCACCCUCGGACGUCUCUUUAAACCCUGGAAGUGGAGGAAGAAGAAGAGCGAAAAGUUCAAGCAGACCUCUGCGGUGUUGGAGAGGAAGAUGUCGACUCGCCAGAGCAGAGAAGAGCUCAUCAAGAAAGGAGUGUUGAAGGAAGUUUAUGAGAAAGAUGGUUUGUCCCCGGCUGUACGGGAGGAGGUGAAGAUGGAGAACGGGCGUUCCCCGGUGCUCGGCUCCAGCUUGUCAGAGUCUGAAGGUACUGAGCUGAUGGAAGGAGCAGCCGCAGCUGUAGGCUCACUGGAGUUUCAGAUGCCUGGCGAGGGGGCGUGUCAACAGGACCACGGUCAGAAAUCCAGCCAGGCUCCACCCACGAAGAAGCCCUCUGUGUAUCCGGGUGACGGCGCUGAAUCAUCGCUCUCCAGACCUCCUACGCUACACAAACAACCUCCCGCGCUACCACCCAAACCCUUCAACAGGCUACCUAAUCACAUUACAGACGGCGCCCCGGUGAAGUUGCCGUGCAUGUCGAUGAAGUUAUCUCCUCCUCUACCUCCAAAGAAACUCCUGAUCUCCGUACCCGCGGGGAGCAUGGAGCCCUCCUCGCUCGCCUUCCAGAAGUGCCCCGCCCCUCCCAGCCAUGCACCAAUGGGCGGGCACCCCAUGCAGUACGGGGCUCUUCCUCUCCACCCGCCCAGCCGCAUCAUAGAGGAGCUCAACAAGACCCUGGCCCUGACCAUGCAGAGGUUCGAGAGCUCCAUGAUGCACGGCGUUCCCACGUUGAUGAUCGAGUGCAGCGACGACAAAGAGAACCUCCCCAACGAGGCGGACUACGAGGACCUGCCCGGUAUGUACAAGGACGAGGAAGAGGAAGAUGAAGAGGAGGAAGAGGACGACGAUGAGGAGGAAGAAGAGGAUGAAGAGGAGGAUGACGAUGAUACGCUGUUUACAAGCACACUGGCCAUGAAGGUUUUACGAAAGGACUCUCUGGCCAUCAAACUGAGUAACCGUCCGUCAAAGAGGGAGCUGGAGGAGAAGAACAUCCUGCCGCUGCAGUCGGAUCAGGAGAGACUGGAGUCCCGACAGCAAACAGCCACCAAACUCACCAGGCGGUUGAGUCAACGGCCGACUGCAGAAGAACUGGAACAGAGGAACAUACUCAAACCUCGAAACGAUCUGGAGGAGCAGGAGGAGAAGAGAGAGAUCAAGAGACAUUUGUCCAGGAAGCUCAGCCAGAGGCCAACAGUAGAGGAGCUGAGAGAGGCUAAAAUCCUGAUCCGCUUCAGUGACUACGUGGAGGUCGCCGAGGCUCAGGACUACGACAGGAGGGCAGACAAGCCCUGGACUCGGCUAACAGCUGCUGAUAAGGCUGCCAUAAGAAAGGAGUUGAAUGAGUUUAAAAGCACAGAGAUGGAGGUGCAUGAGUCCAGCCGCCAUCUGACCAGGUUUCAUCGGCCAUAAAAUCGUUCAGCCAGACCUCGGCCAUGUUUUUAUAUUCCCACACAAGCCUCAAGUGUUAUAAGACUGCUUUUCUGCUGCCCUCGUACUGCUAACCGCUAACCCUUUCCAACGUCGGCGUGUCAAACCGACAGACCGGCCGUGGACAACGAUGUACGGGCUCGUUCCGUCGCCGGGAAACGGGAGCAAACACUUUUUAGAAGUACAGACGGAUUAAACUCUGGACUGGCGUCUCCCCUCGGCGGAGGUUUUUCAGACUUCUUGAUAUUCAAAAGCUUUUAAUUGUCAUUUUUUUAUGAUGAAGAGGUGGCAAUAUGUUUACUUUGCAGCACUUUUUUUUGUUUGUUUUUUGUUUCGAACAAGGCUUUUGUAAGUCAAACACAGAAUCUGUGCCAACUUUUGAUGUGGGGAUUUGAGGAUGGGAACUGUAGGAGGGGAGGGGAGGGGGAGGGGGGGAGACUGGACUUCUUGAAGAGCCGGAUUGUUUUCUUGCCUUUCACCAUGUUCUCACUAUAUUCUCAUUUCUCCAUUGGACUUAAUCUUACCUUAGGGGGGGCGUGCUUGUGUUGGCACAAAUUUAAUUCCACAGAUCACAUCUCAAUGAUCGUUUAUCUCAUUUUCGCCAGAGGAAUGGAAAUAUUUACAACGGCUUACGCUGUUGUAGGCAGCUGAAUAUGAAGCCAAAAUGUCCUAAAAAUCCUGUUCAUAGUCCCGAAACGGCAGUAAAAUGAAGAUCUUCUGACGGUGUUUGAGUUCUACUGUGUGAGGGAUUUGUGACAGGGUAUUAAAAGCAUAGCCUACAUACAAACAACAUCAUAAAAAUCUAUUUAUUCCAUGGUCAGACUGUCAGAACCGUGGACAGCUUCAGGAGGAAAGAGAGGAUUUAUUAGGCUGUUUCUGCCUCUAAUACCAAAUAUUAUAAAAAGAAAUUUAAAAAAAAAAUGAAAUUCACCACAUGAAUGAGGAAUUUGGGCUUGUUUCUACAUAAUUUAUCAUUAUGUAGGUAUUUUUUUUGUUGUCGUUGCUUCCAGGGGAGCUCAGGUCUCUUCUCUCCCGGCUCCUCCGUAAUUGGAACAGUAUCUCCUAACGACACAUCGAUCGACUGAGCAAUAAUUUCAGAUUUUUUCUCCUGAUUUGUCCAUCUUGUUUAUGGGCUGCAUUCAAGAGCUCAACCACUUUUUAAACUUCAGAUCCCUCCCUCCCUCUCUCCUCUCCACCCCCCCCCACCUCCCGUUAUUUGAACCAAAGCAACUUGACUCGAUGUGGAAGUCGCGAUCUUGAAUGCAUCCCAGAAUGCCUGCUGUUGAGAGUUCAUGAACCCACUGUGUCACUGUGCCUACAGUAUCGUUUACAGGGAUUUAAAAGUUGCCAAAUUAAUUUCAUUUGAUACAGUUUAUUAUCUGUAGACACAGUAAAAUGGUGCCGAACUCUCUGAUGAAUUACAAGAAAGUUUUUUUUUUGUUUUUUUUUUAAUAUUUCAUUGUUUAUUUUCUAAGACUUUGACGGUACAAAAUCUGGAAACCCUGCCAUCUUUUUGUUUUUAUAUUGUUUACAGUCCAUAUUAGGUUAAUUAGUUUACAGUUUUGACCACAUUAAUGGGAGGACUGGUUGCUCUGUUGUGUGUUAUGAUGAUGAUGAUGUGUGUGUGUGUGUGUGUGUCUGAGUGUGUGCGUAUGCUUGUGUGUUGAAAAAUGUUUUGAGAGGAAAAUAUUCUCAGAAUUAUAAGACUUGUAAAUAGCAAAGAAAGUAAGCGACUUUUCAAAUGUUUUUUUUGUUUGUUUUUUUUGUAAAGCAGGAAAAACUGCAUGUGGGUAUUAAUUUAUUGUGAGUCUUCUAUGAUGUAUGCAGUUUCUUAAAGAAAAGAAACAAUAAUGUG